ACAAACAGCCGCCGUCCACCCGUGAACCAGCCGCAGGAUCCGGACCCGGACUCCGGACGCAUCCAUGCCUCCGGGCUGCUCGGCGCACAUCGGCCUGGGCUCUUUCUCCUCCUCGGGCCUCCUCCGCUGAGAUAAUGCCAGGAUGUCGGAGCGGAGAUGCGGGGACCACGGAGGGCUGAUGGAUGCUGCAGCGGCGGCCGCUUCGUCGGAGGAAGCGGAGGAUUUGUCUCUGGAGGAGAUCCUGACGCUUUACAACCAGCCCAUCAAUGAGGAGCAGGCGUGGGCCGUGUGCUUCCAGAGCUGCAGGACCAUGGCGAGGGGCCACCGGGCCAGGAGGGGCUCCGCCGGGGCCGGAGCAUCCUCAGCGGCUGCGAGGAGGAUAACCGGACCCGGGGAUGUGAGGAUCCAGAAGGACGGGUCUGUGAGGGUGCAGCACCAGGAACCACAAGGUAAAUACAGCCCUUGUACAACGACAGAGGUCAUUGAGUCUCUGGGCAUCAUGAUCUACAAAGCUCUGGACUUUGGUCUGAAGGAGAAUGAGGAGAGGGAGCUCAGUCCUCCUCUGGAGCAGCUCAUCGACCUCAUGACCAACAUGGCCGAGACAGAGAACGACGCCUGCCCCGACGAAGGCUACGAGGCCACAGAGGAAGACGAGGAGGCAGAGGACAACCCCGACGGCGUCUCUGGUGUCCAUGGUUACAGAGACAUCCUCAAGCUGUGCACAGCUCAUCUGCCCAGUAUGUCUGACGCCCCCAGUCACUACCAGGCGGUGUGUCGGGCUCUGUACACCGAAACCAGGGAGCUGCGCACUUUCCUGGAGAAGAUCAAGAGCGCCAAAGAGAAUCUCCGUAAGAUGGAGGAGGAUUCAUCAGAGGAGCCCGGCAGAGAACUGAAUGAACUACAAAACGCUGACUGGGCUCGAUGCUGGGUCCAGGUGAUGAGGAACUUGCGAGAAGGAGUCAAGCUGAAGAAGGUGCAGGAGCGUCAGUACAACCCUCUGCCCAUCGAGUACCAGCUCACUCCCUAUGAGAUGCUCAUGGAUGAUAUCCGCUCCAAACGCUACAAACUACGCAAAGUCAUGGUGAAUGGAGACAUCCCCCCCAGGUUAAAGAAGAGCGCUCAUGAAGUCAUCCUGGAGUUCAUCAGGUCCAGACCUCCUCUGAACCCUGUCUCUGCCCGUAAGCUGAAACCUCAGGCUCAGGCUCCUCCCACCUUGCAUGAGCGCAUCCUGGAGGAAAUCAAAGCGGAGAGGAAGCUGCGGCCUGUGUCCCCGGAUGAGGUCCGCAGGGGGAGGCUGGGUUUUGGCAAAACUCGCAGUAUGCCACAGGAUUUGUUCCGUACAGGAUUAGAUGAAUUCAGCCCUUACAUGGGCAGGAGGACGUCCAGCUCUCUGUCUUUGACCAACGGGUCGGCCUCUCCCAGGAUCGAACCCUCCGGAUCUCAGUCUGUUCCCCAGAGGAAGAGGCUGCUGAAGGCUCCGAGCCUCGCUGAGCUGGACAGCUCCGACUCUGAUGAUGAAAUAGUUGGGCGGACAUCGGCCAGCAGCUCCAGUGUAGCUACAUCUAUGAUGGACGAUACAUCCCCGGAGGCUGCAAUCGGGAAGAAAACUCCUCCCAUGUUUCUGCCCAUCUCCUCAACACCUCAACCAGAGAGACGCAAGACCCCCCAGAGGAGACACUCCAUCGAAAAGGAAACACCGACUAAUGUCCGACAGUUUCAGCCUCCUUCCAGACAGAGCUCCAAGUCUCUGGAGGAGUUCUGUUUCCCUGUGGAGUGUCUUUCUCUGACCGUGGAGGAGGUGAUGCACAUCAGACAGGUGCUGGUCAAGGCCGAGCUGGAAAAGUUUCAGCAGUACAAAGAAGUCUACAAUGCCAUGAAGAAGGGAAAGCUUUGCUUCUGUUGUCGAACCAAGAGGUUUUCCUUUUUCACCUGGUCCUACAUCUGCCAGUUUUGCAAAAAGCCUGUGUGCUCACAGUGCUGCAAAAAGAUGCGGCUUCCAUCCAAACCCUACUCCAGUCUGCCCAUCUACUCCAUCGGCUCCACCAACACUCUGCCCAGGGAGAGGCUGACCGCCAUGGCCUCUGUCGGACAGGAAUUCUCUGUGGCGGCACCUUCAGCCGUGGGAGAAGCCUCUGCAGCCCCAGCUUUGAAAGCAGCAACAAAAGCAGCACCCAAAGCAGCUGGAAAAGCUUCUGCAUCAGCGGCUGUUAAAUCAGAGAAAUCCUCCUCUAGCCCCCAGCGCCACAGUCUGCAGAAGACCAUGUCCAAGUUUUCCAAGCACGGCUCUCUAAAAUCCCAUGAAGAACUGGAGCUUCCCUCGGAGCUGACAGAGGACUGGGCCUCCAUGGAGGUGUGUGUGGACUGCAAGAAGUUCAUCUCUGACAUUAUCGCCUCAAGCAAGCACAGCCUGUCACUGGCCACCAAGAGGGCUCGCUUAAAACGCAAGACCCAGUCCUUCUACUUAUCAUCUCCGAAAGGGAGGGAGGAUUACCGGCCCUCUGAACGAACAAUCAAUGAAAUCUAAAACUCUUCUCUUUGUCUCUACGGCUGCUUCCAGCCCCGAUGGCACAAUUAUAAAGACACUGGAUAUGAUCUCACUGUACAUGCAUAUAUCAGUCAGAUAAAGCUAUCAGAGCGGCUGAUACGAGCCCUGGAGUGUGUUAUUGUUGCUAUGUCUUCAUCAUCGUGUGCAGCUCCUCCAGACAAUAGCGUACUGUAGAUCUGCCUUCUUUUAUAAGUGUAUCAUAGAUGAUCCUUUAAUUUCUGGUCACAGACGUUUGACCAAUGUGAAGAGGACGAAUGCCUCCGAGUGGAAGGACUUCCCUCCCCUGUGAUGGCACAACAGUGUGAACCACCAACUCACAUUAAAUCUAAAAAGCACAAGACGGAAGGAGGAUUUGUGUUUGGCUUCCUCAGAGACACAUGAACUGCAGAGAUCUGGUUGUGAACUGAAGAGUGAGGACAUAUGGAAAUCAAACUGUACAUUUUAUAUGGGUUUCGUUUAGUUUUUUACAUGUGUGUGAACGGUAAAUGAUUGUUCGAUGAAGAGUCGCCCUCUGUUUUUAAUUUGUGCUGAAGAUGUUUAAUCAGACUUUCCCUCUGGAUCAUCUCAAUGGAGCAUACGUUACCUGUAAGCAUGUUUUUAAUGAGGAACCGUGCACAGGAAAGGUCACAGUACCCACGUCUUGUUACAGAUCUGUUUGUGUGCCAAAUAACCUGUUUCUCCCCCGUAUGUGACCCAAAGAAAAGAAGUUUCCCUGGUUCUUAAAACAGUGAUGCAGCAAUCUGGCUUGACCCCUGCUUGUUAAAGCACAUUGCAUUCAUAAUUUUUACAUGACUCACUGAAGCAGGGAUAGAGACAUCGUUGCCUGCAGCAUCAUGUGCAGGUCUGACAUUAUUGUCUUUUAAUAAGUUACAUGAAAUACUUUCAUAUUUUUACAUUACUUACACAUAUUUCUGAGUUGAUAAGUUGUGAUAUAGUAAAUAUAUGUAAAUUCUUUGCUUUUAUUUCGAGAUACUACAAAAAACUAAGCAAUUAGUAUCAUAUUAAAUGAAUUUUUUGCAUUAUCUUAACUUCCAUGAACGCAUCAUUCUGACAAACGUAGAGUUUGUGAAAUUCAGUUCACUGUACAGGCAGCACAGAUGACAAUACUCUGUCCUGCUGUUCAGCCAUUAUAUAAUGCCUUUAUGAUUUUACUCCAUUAUUCAUUCUAAUUAACAGGAAGAAACACCUGGAUGUCUUUUUAUUUUUUGUUCAUUUCAUUCCUUAUCUUCCCCCUUAAUGGAUUUCUGCCUUAAACAUUGCCUUUUAUGAUUAGUUGAACAGUCAUCUACAGUUACUGUACAUACUUUGUUUGUAGAUCAGGUCUGUGUUGCCUCGAUGAUACUAUGACAGCAAGACUACUGUAGGUCUGUGUCGCUGGCAGGUAAAACUAUUCCAGUACAGGUGUUGGUACCGGAGUGAAGGGGAGAAGCGGGAAGACGAAACCUCACAGUGUGACAGCAUCAUCGUGCAUGUACUAAGGUGUAGCUUGUUACGUUCAGUCUGUAUUACCUUCAAACUGUAAUUUCCUGCAGAGUGCAACAAAUGAUGACUACAACAAUAAACUGUAAUGCAAUGCGUGA
Sphaeramia orbicularis (orbiculate cardinalfish) is the source of this 4125-nucleotide messenger RNA. RefSeq names its product spire-type actin nucleation factor 1b (gene spire1b). The transcript is spliced from 17 exons. The coding region runs from base 143 to 2524 and encodes 793 amino acids. The record is from RefSeq and is a predicted model, not a curated record. Gene Ontology annotation, biological process: polar body extrusion after meiotic divisions; cleavage furrow formation; establishment of meiotic spindle localization. Gene Ontology annotation, cellular component: cytoplasmic vesicle membrane; cell cortex. NCBI's taxonomy places the organism in Eukaryota, Metazoa, Chordata, Actinopteri, Kurtiformes, Apogonidae. Gene Ontology annotation, molecular function: microtubule binding; actin binding.